AUGCGCCUUCUACAAUGCAACGAUAACGGCGAAUUUACGUUCACAAAGGACCUGAUCGGCGACGACGUUGUCCCUCAGUACGCAAUACUGUCUCAUACCUGGAAGGAUGGCGAAGAAGUCACCUUCGAAGAGUUAAACAAUGGCACUGGAAAGGAAAAACAAGGAUACAAGAAGAUACAGUUCUGUGGAGAACAGGCCAAACGUGACCGCUUACGGCAUUUCUGGGUGGACACAUGCUGCAUCAACAAGUCAAACCAGGUGGAACUUCAGGAAGCCAUCAACUCAAUGUUCCGCUGGUACGAGAGUGCAGUACAAUGCUAUGUCUACCUAUCUGAUGUAUCAACGGGGGAGCGCGAAGUGAACGAUGAACGGAGUGGGAUAGGCUGGGAGCCGGCUUUUCGAGCAAGCAGGUGGUUCACACGUGGCUGGACGCUCCAAGAACUUCUUGCCCCUCGUUCAGUCCAGUUCUACUCCUCAGAGGGCAUCUUUUUAGGUGACAAAUGUGCUUUAGAGCGAGAGAUCUCCGAGAUUACUGAGCUACCCACUUCAGCCAUCCCAGGGACGAACCUUUCGCAGUUCAGUGUCGAGGAGCGCUUCUCGUGGGCGAAGCGACGCCAGACUACACGCAAAGAGGACAAGGCCUAUUCCUUGUUAGGGAUAUUGGGACUGUUCAUGUCCCUGAACUACGGCGAAGGGGAAGAGAACGCAUUCCGACGUCUCCAAAAGAAGAUAAAGUCUACGAGAGAAGAUCAGGAAUGUAUCAAGCACCUGCGGGUGACCGAUCCUCACGAUGACAAGAAGCGAAUUGAGGACACCAAGGGUGGCCUACUAAAGGAUUCAUACCGCUGGGUUUUCUACAAUACCAACUUCCAGCAGUGGCGCGGCGGUCAGCAAGGCCGGCUGCUGUGGAUCAAGGGUGAUCCGGGCAAGGGGAAGACGAUGCUCCUCUGCGGAAUCGCUGAUGAGUUAAGGAAGUCACUGGGAGAGACAGAACUACUAUCCUACUUCUUCUGUCAGGCCACAGAUGCUCGAAUCAACAGCGCUACAGCCGUACUGCGCGGUCUGCUAUACAUGCUUGUCAUCCAGCAGCCUCUGCUCAUCUUGCAUAUACGAAAAAAGCAUGAUGAUGCGGGUAGGGCACUCUUCGAAGACGCUAAUGCGUGGGUCGCUCUGUCUGAGAUCUUCACAAACGUUCUGCACGACCCAAGCUUAGGAGACACGUACAUUAUUAUUGACGCACUUGAUGAAUGUAUAGUAGAUCAGAAAAAACUGCUCGACUUUAUCGUCCAACAAUCCUCUGCAUCUCGCAUCAAGUGGGUCAUCUCCAGUCGCAACUGGCCUGACAUCGAGGAACGGCUGGCGAAAGCUCGCGAGGGGACAAGACUAAGCCUUGAGCUAAAUGCGGAUUCUGUUUCUGCUGCAGUCGACUUCUUUAUCAAAGAGAAAGUGCGUCAGCUAUCGCAAGAUAAGAAUUACGACACCAAGACUGCAGAAGCUGUGCAACAGCACUUAUCUUUGAACGCAAACGGCACGUUCCUAUGGGUAGCGUUAGUGUGUCAGAACCUAAAAGACACUGCAAAGCGGAACGUUGUUAGGAAGCUAAGUGCCUUCCCGCCUGACCUUGGCUCGCUGUACAAGCGCAUGAUGGAGCAGAUAAGCAGCUCAGAUGAUGCCGAUGUUUGCAAGGAGAUCCUAGCCUUGGCUGCGACUGUAUACCGACCUCUCAACCUCGAAGAACUAGUAGCGCUCGUAGAACAGCUUGAAGAGGAAGCAGACGAUCUUUUGGCUGUACAAGACAUUAUCAGCCACUGCGGUUCGUUCCUCACCCUACGGGAAAACACUGUCUACUUUGUGCACCAAUCAGCAAAGGACUUUUUGCUGGACAAGGCAAUGGACGACAUAUUCCCUUGCGGAAGAGAAGAGGUAAACCGUGCAAUUUUCUCUAGAUCGCUCCAAGUAAUGUCUUUCACGCUUCAUCGAGACCUUUACAGUGUACACAACCCGGGAUGCCUCAUUGAUCAGGUCACGCCGCCAGAUCCAGAUCCACUAAGAGCUUCGCGAUACUCAUGCAUCUACUGGAUCGACCAUCUCUGUGACUUAAGCUCUCCCUUCUAUAAAGAAGAAUCAUUUGGCCCACUAGUCAGAGACAGCAUUACCACUUUCGUACGACAGAAGUACCUCUACUGGCUAGAGGCGUUAAGCCUUUGCAAGGCUUUGCCAAGGGGAGUAGUAUCAAUGACUAGACUGGAGGCUGCAAUCAAGGAUAUAGCCGAUACCUCUGAAUUACACCAACUUGUUCAAGAUGCGUGUCGGUUCAUUAUGUACCACAAAGGAGCCAUAGAGAGCGCACCACUGCAAGCAUAUAUGUCUGCACUUGUCUUCAGUCCAACAGGUAGCCUAAUACGGAAUUUAUUUGGGCACGAGGCGCCGAAAGGCAUUGUAGUUCAGCCAAGCAUGACCAAUGACUGGAGCGAUUGCUUGCAGACGCUCGAAGGCCACAGCAACGAUGUCCGAUCGGUGGCCUUCUCUCAUGACGCGACCCAGCUGGCAUCUGCGUCCGUAGACAAGAUGAUCAAGAUUUGGGACGCCAGCAGCGGAGCGUGCCUCCAGACGCUCGAGGGCCACAGCGAUGAGGUUAACUCGGUGGCUUACUCAUAUAACUCGACCCAGCUAGCGUCCGCAUCCAACGACAAGACGGUCAAGAUCUGGGACCUCGGCAGUAGAGCGUGUAUUAAGACGCUUAAGAGACACGGCAACACUGUCCGUUCGGUGGCCUUCUCUCACGACGCGACCCAGCUAGCGUCCGCAUCCGACGACAAUACGGUCAAAAUCUGGGACGCCAGCAGCGGAGCGUGUCUCCAGACGCUCGAGGGACAUAGCCAUCUAGUUAGCUCAGUGGCCUACUCACAUGACUCAACCUACCUUGCGUCAGCUUCCUUUGAUGGAACCAGGCUGGGUGAAGUCAGUGGCUUUCUCCCAUGA
Didymosphaeria variabile is the source of this 2982-nucleotide messenger RNA. RefSeq lists its product as uncharacterized. Gene Ontology annotation, molecular function: protein binding. Lineage: Eukaryota; Fungi; Ascomycota; Dothideomycetes; Pleosporales; Didymosphaeriaceae. The record is from RefSeq and is a predicted model, not a curated record. Bases 1 to 2982 code for a protein of 993 amino acids. The transcript is spliced from 3 exons.